GAUAAUGUAAUAUUUCUACAGUUAAACAAAUCGCCACGAUGUUUAAACUAAUUGUAAUUACAGUGUUGAUAAGCAUUUUCUAUCCAACGGUAUAUAGCCAAUCAAGAAUUUGUCAAAAACCAUCUAUUACCACUGCUAGUGGCACAGCAGCACCCACAGGGACAAUUUGUCCAGGCGAUUUGAUUUUUCAAGAAAAUUUUGACGGGCCACCCUUCACCAAACGGUGGGAACAUGAAAGGACAUUAGGAGGAGGAGCGAGCAACAAUCAGUUCCAGUUGUAUCACAAUAAUAGAAGCAACAGCUUUGUUAGAGAUGGCAAUUUGCACAUAUGUCCUACUUUGCUCGCUGAUGAUAACGGAGAAGCAUUCCUUUACAAUGGAACAAUUAGUCUUAACGGACCCUACCCGAUUGAACACUGCACUAUUUCUGGAUAUGAUGGCUGCUUGAGAACAGGAAACGAUUCUAUAAUAUUAAAUCCCAUUAAAAGUGCCAGAAUCCAUUCUGCAUAUUCUUUUUCUUUUAAAUAUGGCAGAGUGGAAUCUAGAGUCAAAGUCCCAUUGGGAGACUGGUUAUGGCCAGCUCUGUGGAUGAAACCAAGAAACAACGAGUAUUCAUCCUGGCCUAGUUCUGGUGAAAUAGACAUUUUGGAAAGUAUGGGAAAUAAGGGCUACAUAAAAAACGGGGUAAAUAUUGGAGUACAAGAAGUCGGCAGCACAUUACACUGGGGGCCAUACUCUGCGUUAAAUCGAUACCCAUUAACACAUUACACACUGAACAACGCAGAUGGUUGGAACGCAGACUUCCAUAUAUACGAAAUGAUUUGGAAUACGACAUCUAUAACUUUUUUAAUCGAUCAUGUAGUUUUAGGUAGUGUCUCUCCUCCAGAUGGAGGCUUUUGGGAACUUGGGAAUUUCUCAACUAACACAGCCAAUCCUUGGGCGGCGGGUACCAAGAUGGCACCAUUUGAUCAAGAGUUUUACUUCAUCAUCAAUCUUGCUGUAGGUAGUACCUCAUGGUUCUCCGAUUACGGUGUAAAUGACGGUUACCCAAAGCCUUGGAAAAAUUCAGAUGGUAGAGCCAGUAUGACGAAAUUCUGGAAGGCAAAAGAUUUAUGGUUGCCAACUUGGAAUAUGACGACUGAUGAUAGUCACUUUCAAAUUGAUUAUAUAAGAGUUUACGCGCUAUAAAUUAUUAAAUUAUCUAAAAGUA
Diabrotica virgifera virgifera (western corn rootworm) is the source of this 1209-nucleotide messenger RNA. RefSeq names its product beta-1,3-glucan-binding protein-like. Gene Ontology annotation, molecular function: hydrolase activity, hydrolyzing O-glycosyl compounds. The record is from RefSeq and is a predicted model, not a curated record. Lineage: Eukaryota; Metazoa; Arthropoda; Insecta; Coleoptera; Chrysomelidae. The transcript has 4 exons. Gene Ontology annotation, biological process: carbohydrate metabolic process. The coding region runs from base 39 to 1187 and encodes 382 amino acids.